Messenger RNA from Ficedula albicollis (Collared flycatcher), 968 nucleotides. RefSeq names its product vegetative cell wall protein gp1-like. The coding region runs from base 378 to 902 and encodes 174 amino acids. The transcript is spliced from 2 exons. Lineage: Eukaryota; Metazoa; Chordata; Aves; Passeriformes; Muscicapidae. The record is from RefSeq and is a predicted model, not a curated record.
GACCCAGCCCCAAAGCCGCGGCAGGGCCGGGGGGGUCCCAGGAAGAGCUGCAGGGCUGGGCCGAGCUGGGGCGGCCCCGGGGGUCCCCUGGGACCCCCAACCCCAGCGCGUGGCCGUGCAGAACCCGCCCCGGCGCCGCAGGACGGGGCAGCGCCGGCACCCGGAGCCGCAGGGCCACGCAGGGUCAGCACCCAGAGCCGCAGGGGCGUGCAGGACCAGCACCCAGAGCUGCAGCACCGCGCGGGGUCGGCACCCGGCGCCUCAGAGCCGUGCAGGACCUGCCAACAACGUUGCAGGGCCGCGCAGGACCAGCACCCAGCGCCUCAAGGCCGUGCAGGACCAGCACCCAGUGCCACGGGGCCGUGCAGGACCCACGAAUGUUGCUGUGGGGCCACGCAGGCCCCGCGUUUGUCACAGCGAGGCCACGCAGGGCCUGCAAUCGGCACUGCAGGGCCACGCGGCACUACACCCAGUCUGGGGGCUGUGCAGGACCCACAGCCAGCGCUGUGGAGCCAUGCAGGACCCACAGCCGGUGGCAUGCGGCCCUGCAGGACCUGCAGCAGUGCUGCAGGGCCAUGCAGGACCCGCAGUGCCCACCGUGCCCCACGCAGGACAGGACGCCCACGGCCAUGCCAGCCCCACCGACGGGGUCGUGGGGCCGUGCAGGGUCAGACAGCAGCAGGCAGGACCUGUGCCCGGUGCAGCAGUCCUGGGCCACCCUGUGCCACCCGGCCCCGGGAGCGAGCAGGAGCCCAGAGCCCGGGGCCAGUCCCAGUCCCUCCUGCCUCGCCACCUUCACUCCCCGGCAAAGCCAGGCCCCGCGGCGCCCCCACCGCAGCCGCCCGCGCCAGCUCAGCUCCCCGUGCCCCCCGCACCCAGAGGGGCCCCCGAGCCCCCAGUAGCACCAGGAGGGAGGGGAGCUGGGGGCCCCUCGGCCGCCCCGUCGCUCCCAGCACCUCAGAGCGCCG